Molecule: messenger RNA, 1458 nt
Organism: Naegleria gruberi
Lineage: Eukaryota; Heterolobosea; Eutetramitea; Acrasida; Naegleriidae
Exons: 1
Coding region: 1-1458 (485 amino acids)
Source: RefSeq, a predicted model, not a curated record
AUGGAUCAAUUCAAGAUUGAACGUGAUGGUGGUUACAUCUUUAUCAAAUAUAAACAUGCUAUAUCGAUGAAAGAUACUUUUCCUGAUCCGAAUGAUGAAUUUCUAUCUGCAGAGGAACGUUUGAAUUAUCAACUCAGAAGGGAAUGUAGAGGAAUUGUAUUUCGGAAUGAUCAAGAUGAUGAUGAAGUAAAUAUUCAGCAGGAAAAUAUACAAAAUGAUGAAAAGAAGGUGAAAGGAAGAAUCAUUUCGAGAAAGUUUCACAAGUUUUUCAAUAUUAAUGAGAGGGAGGAGAGUAAUGUGGAGAGUAUAAAUUGGAGAAGAGGUUUUAUUGUGAUGGAAAAGAUGGAUGGAUCAUUGGUUUCGCCACUGAGGAUUAUUCGAAACGAUGAUUUGAAUGAUGGGAUAGAAGAUUCGAAUAGAGUGUGGACAUUUACUUCAAUGUUGGGAUUUACAGAAACUGGACAAGCUGUGGAUGAGUUCAUCUAUCAAGAAAUGGAGGGAAGAAAGAGAGACAAAUUAUUCGAAUUGUGUGAAUAUUGUGAAGAGAGUGGAAUAACUCCAUUAUUUGAAUUUUGUUCAAAGGAAAACAAGGUUGUUAUUGAACAUGAAAAGACAAGUUUAAUCCUUUUGGCAUUUAGAAAUAUAGAAUCUGGAGAAUAUAUGUCCUUCAAAGAUACUGUUAACACUCUCAACAAGUUCAAUAACCCGGUUCCUAUUGUAAAACUGUGGAAGGAAUAUCCUAAUGGAUUGAAAGGAGUAGAGGAUGCAAACAAGCUCUUGAAGGAAAUUUAUGCCCAAAAGAAUGUUGAAGGAUAUGUCAUUAGAUUUUAUGAAGGUGACAUGUAUAAGGUAAAGACCACAUGGUACACAAGCUUGCAUGGAUUGGAAACUACAGGAAAGUUUAUUAGAGAUCGACACGUUAUUAAGGGAAUUUUGGAGAAUAAUGUUGAUGAUAUCAUUUCUAGUUCCUUCUUUAACGGAGAGGAAAAGAAGAGGAAAGCUCUUCAAUUAUUCAGAGAUGAAGUUGAAAGAAGGAUACUCCUUAAAAUUGCUGAAACCACAAAGGAAUUGAAGGAGAAAUCAAUUGAUGACAUUUCACCAGAUUCAAUCACUGGUAAAUUUUACUAUUAUCUCACUUCAGAGCAUCCACAAGAAGCUAUCAACAAUUCAGAUCUCAUAACAUCCGUAUACUAUUCAUUCCUCAUUGAAUAUUUUAAGCUUAAUGGAAGAGAAUUCGAUAGACACCGAAAAUUAUUCUACAAGUAUCUCUCUAUUGAUUUCUCAGUCAUGAAACCUUACCAUUUCACACAUGAAGGAAUUUUAUCAGAACCAAGCAGCAGCAGCACUCCACCUAAAAAACAAGCACAACCACCAAGAUAUGCCGCUUCCAAAAACGAUUCCACAAACCAAUCAUCAAACUCUGCAAAACCAUCAGUUGACAAGAAGAAACGCAAGUAA